Racocetra persica is the source of this 603-nucleotide messenger RNA. The record is from the annotation of a GenBank genome assembly. Lineage: Eukaryota; Fungi; Glomeromycota; Glomeromycetes; Diversisporales; Gigasporaceae.
AUGCAAGACAAACAGGAAACAAUAACUAAUGAAGAAGUAAUGAAACAAGUGGUUACGAUGAAGGCCCUUACUGAAAAUCUUCUCGCAUCAAAUGAACUCAAACAACAAUUUGACGCAAAUGUUGCCGCAGCCAUGGCGGUGGCUACAAAUGUUGCCGAAAAUACACAAAGUGUAGAAGAAGAAGUUAUAUCUCAACCACCAACCGAAAAAAACGAUAUAAUUCCUUCACUUCCUUCAUCAGAAAAUUUGAACUCACCACCUACUACUAUUCAAACUACACCAUCAUCUCGUCAAACUUCUAGAGUACCAUCCCGUGCACCGUCCCGUGCACCAUCUCGUGUUCCAUCCAGAGCUACUUCUCGAGCACCAUCAAGAGCACCAUCAUCUUCUAGACCAGUAUCUCGUACUGUAUCGCCAGCCCAGACUCCAAUCUCGUUAUCGAGAUCAUCAUCUAAAUAUAAAAUUGAUCACCCAACAUCAGAAUAUAACCAUGAUAUUCCAAAAAUAGAUGAGGGAAGUGAUGAAGAUCUUGAAAAUAACGAUCCCUCAUUUAAUAAGAUGCGUGAUUUAUUAAAUUCAUUAAUACAUGAAGCCACGGAAGCA